AACCCUGGCCAGCGGCACUUCGGAUUUGAAUCGUAAAGGCGAACAUGGAGUAAUAUAAGGUCGUCUGCAUUCUAUCAGUUUAUCAAAUAACCAACACACCUAAUAUUAACUCGGUACAUUGGCAUUCAUCAUGGCUACGCUUACACAAAUUAGGGCUUCCAAUGCCCAGCUUACCGUCGACACCGUACCCAAGACCGUGGUCUUCGUUGGCGCAACAGACGGAAUUGGAAAAGCGGCACUGACAGAGCUCGUUUCUAAAGGGUUCCCCGUUAACGUCUACAUUGUGGGCCGCAAUGAAGUGGCCCAUCAGCCUCUCCUGGAAGAGUUACGCUUGCUCAAUAGCAAAGCUCACCUCGUUUACCUAGAGGGCCAGAUCUCUUUGACGGCUGAGGCCGCGCGCCUUGCGGACGAAAUCGCUCAGCGGGAGAAGGAGAUCGAUGCCCUGAUUCUCUCACCCGGGUUCUUGCCCUUUCUCGGACGCCAAGAAACGGAUGAGGGAGUAGAGCUCAGCAUGGCCGUUGCCUACUAUAGUCGCAUUGUUUUCAUCUCACGUCUUCUCCGGCAGCUGCGAGCCGCGGCGCGGCCUAAUUCAAAACAAUAUUCGCCGCGCAUUGUCAGCAUCCUGGGCGCGGGUAAAGAAACGGCUGAUCUUUUCUUGGACGACUUGACCCUCAAAGAACCCGGCCGCUUUAGUAUCCCCAACUACGCCGGGCACGUUGGCACAAUGACGUUCGUAGCGAUGAAGCGGCUCGCAGAGGCUCCGGAAAACAAGGACGUCGUAUUUGUAUACGCUCACCCCGGCGCUGUCAUGACAAACCUCUUCAAGAAGAGUUGGGGUGACAAGUGGGACGACAAGGCGGCUCCCCCG
Messenger RNA from Ilyonectria robusta, 868 nucleotides. RefSeq lists its product as uncharacterized. Gene Ontology annotation, biological process: secondary metabolic process. The transcript is spliced from 2 exons. The annotation marks the transcript as partial. NCBI's taxonomy places the organism in Eukaryota, Fungi, Ascomycota, Sordariomycetes, Hypocreales, Nectriaceae. The record is from RefSeq and is a predicted model, not a curated record.